UUUCGUUCCACCAGCUUGUCGAGCGAGUGAGAUACCCGCUCCGCUACCUCGUUCCAAUUUUUGUUUUGCUUUAUUCUAUUCACACAAAACGAGCAUUACGUUAACAUUCUUCAGGGUAUCUGUCUCCGGUCAAUUGUUUACUAGAUAGUAUUUUGAUUUGUACAGACACUUUUGUUUUCAUCCUCGGUUAUACAUCGACGUUCUCAGGUAAUUUCGAGAUUUCAGUGUUUGGUGUAAAAGUCGACCUUGCUAAAAUCGAUACUGGCGGUGUUUGUAUUUUAUUAUUCGAAUUAUUCCUUGCAGAAUUACCAUUGCUAAAACCUUCAUCAGUCGAAAACAGACACAAAGUGAGUGAGGUUCUUCACUUUUAAGUGUAGUUUAGGUGUUGUUUAUAUUCAAUAAGAUUUGAAACCAUGGAACAAGGAACCUAAGGAUUACCAGCAACCACCAACGUAAUUUGACCAAAUAGUUUUAGUAAUUUAAAAUACUCACCAGAUCAAACCAGACCAAACAACAUGCCAACAGUAAUAUCGAAGUUCCUGGAACAGGGUGAAAAUACCUUCAAUGCGAACAAAUCCGUGUUUUCCGGAGCAUUUAUCGCAGCUGUUCUUUGUACGUACGCGUACAAAGUCGGCUAUCCCUUCGUAGACUCCUUGAUACAUAAACCAAAGGACAAUCUUAACAACAACCACAUAGUUCAAAAAGACUUGCAACGUAAAAAUGGCCUAGUAAAGAACAAGAAACUUAAAGGAAGGCUUAAAAGUAGUAUACCAAACUUCAAUUUAGCCUUUAUUUUACAAUUUAUUAAAUUAGUUAGAAUAAUGAUUCCCAGUUUGAUUUGUACUGAAACAGUUUUACUCAGCGGGCAUACGACGUUUUUGUUUUUGAGGACGUUUUUGAGUAUUUAUGUGGCUAACUUAGAAGGUGCUAUAGUUAAAUAUAUUGUGAUGAAAGAUCCCCAGAACUUCGUUAAGCAACUAGGAAAAUGGUUUGCCGUCGCUAUUCCAGCUACAUUUAUCAACAGCAUGAUAAGAUAUCUGGAAAGUCGGAUAGCCUUGAGUUUUCGCACCAGACUGGUAGACCACUCAUACAAACUAUACUUCAAGAACCAGAGUUACUACAGGGUGACUGUCUUAGACGGCAGAUUAGACAAUUGCGCGCAACGGCUGACAGAUGACAUAGAAACUGUCGCCAACACCGUUUCGCACCUUUACGGUCAAAUAACGAAGCCAUGUUUCGAUAUACUGCUCAUGGUUAUAGCUUUAGCCAAUUUGGUGAAGAGUCGCCAUUCGAAUCUUGUGAUAGGACCUGUGAUUAUUUGCGGAGUGGUGAUGUUUUCAGCUUUACUUUUAAGGUUUGUGUCUCCAAGGUUCGGCCACUUGGUAGCCCAAGAAGCGGAGAAGAAAGGAUAUCUGCGACACGUCCACGGAAGAAUCGUUAGUAAUGCCGAAGAGAUUGCUUUCUACGGAGGCCAUCGGGUCGAAGAAAGUCAACUAAGACAAGCUUUUAGAGUUUUAUCUAAACAUUUGGAACACAUGUUCGGAGUGAAAUUAUGGUUCAUCAUGUUGGAGCAAUUUUUGAUGAAAUAUGUGUGGUCUGGGGCAGGUAUAAUAGUCGUAUCUCUGCCUAUUCUCCUAGCAGCCGGCAAUCGACGCAAAAUCUCCAACAAAAGCCUUCUUUCCAUACCAGACUUUUCAUCCAAACCAGAAUCUCCUAUUGCUGCAGACACAGCCGACGACCAAGUAGAAGACAGCGUAUCAGAACGAACGCACUACUUCACUACCUCUAAGAACCUGUUGAUCACUGGCUCAGAUGCUGUAGAACGGCUCAUGAGUAGCUACAAGAACAUCGUUGAGUUAGCUGGCCAUACGGCCAGAGUGGCCAACAUGUUCGAGGUUUUAGAAGAAGCUAGCAACGGAAUUUACCAUAAGACUCUCGUCGCUAAGAAAGAGAAGUCUGCCGAUUUCGAGAUUGAGUUCCGAGGUGAUCAACCUCUAGCAAAAGGUAAAAUCAUAUACUCGACCAAUAACGAAAUCAUCCUAAAGAAUGUUCCUAUAGUAACUCCAAAUUGCGAUAUAGUGUGUCCGUCUCUAAGUCUUGACUUGGCUCCGGGACAACACUUACUAAUUACGGGUCCAAAUGGCUGUGGAAAAUCCAGUUUGUUCAGAAUAUUGAGCGGAUUGUGGCCUAUUUACGGUGGAGAGCUUCACACUCCUCAAAAUUCAAUGUUUUAUAUUCCUCAGAGGCCUUAUAUGGUAAUAGGUAAUUUAAGAGACCAAGUAAUAUAUCCAGACACUUACACAGAUAUGGUAAAGAAAGGUAUUACCGAAGAACAUUUACUGAAAAUAAUGACAAUGGUACACCUAGAUCAUAUCGUCGAGAGGGACGGAUUCUAUGAAAUGAAAGAUUGGACUGACAUUUUGUCCGGUGGUGAGAAACAAAGGAUGGCUAUUGCGCGAUUGUUUUAUCACAAACCGAAAUACGCUCUAUUGGAUGAAUGCACUUCGGCAGUGUCCAUUGAUGUUGAAAGCUUCAUAUACCAAAGUGCUAUUGACAUGGGAAUUACUCUACUCACCAUCACACAUAGACCUACACUGUGGAAAUUCCACACUCACAUCCUUCAAUUCGACGGUACAGGAUCAUGGGAAUUCAGUCAGCUCAACCACACCAGCAGACUUACCUUAAAGAAAGAAAAGGAGGACCUUCUAAAAUUAGAAAACAACGAAGAGCGAUCAAAAAGACUGGACGAAUUAAACAAAUUACUUGGAGAGGAUUCAUAACUACUUAGAGAUUAGUUAACUGACAAGCAUUUAAUGUAGAUUUAAAAUAUUGAGGAGAAGAGUUUAUAGCGUUCAACUACAUCCUGUCAAAACAUUUAAAACUACAAAUCUUGCCUUUACUAUUUCAGUUUCAUCCUGGUGAUAGUGCUGUGAUAAUUCCAAACAACUUUUCGGACUAUACAAUACCGAUAUAUGAAGGACUCUGAGGAUUUUAAAAGCAAAUUGAAAAUAAGUAAAAAAGUUUUCUUUUCAUUUUCUUUUAUUUCCACAAUUUACGUGUUCAGUAAAAGAUUUGGUAACAUCUAUGCGUCGAUCUAGUGAACUUGGGUAAUUAUUAUGUAUUUAUUCAAGAACUUGGCAACACUGUACGUCAACCUGGUUCAGCAGGUUUGGAGAGUACAAAAAAACAAUGCUGCGAUGAAUUGAAGAACAAUUUGAAUAAUAAUUAGGUUGAGUUUCUUCGUUGACUAAUUUAUUUUAGUUUUCUUGUGAACACUAAGAAAUCUUGUGAUUCUUUAUGAAAAUAGGCAGCAUAUCUCAACUACAAUGUUCUUCAGGUAUUGGUACAACAAUAUGGAACAUACGUUUGGUAGUAGUAAACCAGUAAAUCUCGAAUUUUAUAAUACAAAAUCAUUCGAUUGUUAACCCAGUGUUUACAUGCAAAGUGUAUGUUAACGAUUAUUUGAACAAGUUUAUACAUAAUUAGUGUUAACGAAUGUUUAUGUAACCAUGGAAUAAUUUGUAUUCAUUUAAUAAAUGUGUAUUUAAAUUUGCUGGAUCAUCUAAUAAAAAUUCGAGAACAA
Molecule: messenger RNA, 3583 nt
Organism: Diabrotica balteata
Lineage: Eukaryota; Metazoa; Arthropoda; Insecta; Coleoptera; Chrysomelidae
Source: the annotation of a GenBank genome assembly